Messenger RNA from Lethenteron reissneri (Far Eastern brook lamprey), 1148 nucleotides. RefSeq lists its product as uncharacterized. The record is from RefSeq and is a predicted model, not a curated record. NCBI's taxonomy places the organism in Eukaryota, Metazoa, Chordata, Hyperoartia, Petromyzontiformes, Petromyzontidae.
AGCUUUAAGUCAAGAUGAAUAACAUUGUUCAUGUUUUCUCACAGUAAUUCAGCCAAGACCAAUUGUUCAUCAGACGAUGAAUCCCACGACGGAAGCGGGGCCAACGUGUUGGCACUCGCAUCCCAUGCCUUACCAGGCAAGGCCCAUUCCGGGCUCCACCACCUGCACCCACCUCCAAGAAAAACACUUAUCGUACGACUCGGAGAUGUCUGCUUUCGUGCCUGUCUCCUCGGCAGCUCGCAGGGAGUCGACUGCGGUGGCGAUGUCAUCGUACGCGCCAUUUCUGCCAUGCGACGUUGGACGCGCAGUGGCACCGUCCUGCUUAACAUCUUCAUCGUUGUCCUCCGCCGUUCCUUCGGUCGGUUAUUAUGCCCCAGCACAAAACGAGGUGCUCCGCAUGCAGCAAGAGCCGCCUUUCAAUGUGCAUUUCGGCCUCUCUAACCCGAGACACCUUAAUUACGCUGGGGUGGAGCCUGCAAGCCUGGUACCUGCCUGCUCAUGCAAGCUACACAUCUCUCAGAGCCAGGCAAAUGUGGCCUCUGCGGCGAGAGGCAUCGCUCCACCCGUCUGUGGUCAGAGCUAUGAAACCAUGAACGACUACCAACAGGCAGGGGUGCCUGUCAAGAGGGACGCACGGGGCGAGGGGCCCCUGAACUACACGAUACACAACCUUCAGGUGGGCCCUGGGCUGUUCAGGAUGCCCAGCACAACUCCACAGCAGCUGCAGUACCCAGAUGGCUCGUCGUCUACUCUGCCCACGGGCGGCCUUGCCACGCUGCUCGACACUCAGCGAAGCCAGGGUAGAGGCGGCGGGGCAGGCCCAAGCAGCAGUCACCUCGAGUGGGACCAUGAGGAGUUCAUCAUGAACCUGCUGUACUCUGAAUGAAAGUGACGUCGAUUUGCCCUGGAGUUCCAUGGGGCCAGAGUGGUGAGACUUUCUGGAUCAGUCGGUGGGCAGGGGUUGUGGCCCUUAUGCGGUAAGUCUGGUUGUGUUUAGCCCACAGGUUAUGUGUACUGCGUGGAUGUCCGUCUUAAGCCCAGUGUGCUUUUGUCGGGUGCUACAGUGAAAUAUUAUGAUUAUUUACAUUUACAUUUAUAGGACGACGAAACGAAACAACAGCUAUAAAAUGACAGCUAAACACAAUAUU